Chelonia mydas (Green sea turtle) is the source of this 3731-nucleotide messenger RNA. RefSeq names its product protein phosphatase 1 regulatory inhibitor subunit 1B (gene PPP1R1B). The transcript is spliced from 10 exons. Bases 1232 to 2059 code for a protein of 275 amino acids. Gene Ontology annotation, molecular function: protein phosphatase inhibitor activity. The record is from RefSeq and is a predicted model, not a curated record. NCBI's taxonomy places the organism in Eukaryota, Metazoa, Chordata, Testudines, Cheloniidae. Gene Ontology annotation, cellular component: cytoplasm. Gene Ontology annotation, biological process: intracellular signal transduction.
UAGGUGAAGGAUGGCGCCAGGCUUGUGCCCUGGAUGGCUGGCAGACUGCGCCCCAGCCCAGCGGCCGGGGCGGGAGAGGGUCUCGCCCUGGAGGUUUCGUGCUCAGCUCCGCUUCCUGACCGCCUGCCUGGGAACCGGAAAAGGCAGUUGAAAAGUGGCAGGGAGGGGUGCAGCCUACACCCCGGAAGGGGGGCCGUGCGAUCCCUUCUCUACGGGGGACGGGUUGGAACCUCGAGCCACUGGAACCUGGAAAGACCUGGUCAAUCGUAAACUUUCGCUCCGAUCACGUUGAAGUGCUUGGUUGAGAUUUCAGCCUUUCUUCUUUAAACUUCUUUUCAGUAACAUCAGCUUAGAGUUGGGGCUGAAAAGUUGUUCUGUGCCGGAAAAAUGGAAUUUUUCCUUUGGAAAAUGUCAGCCUUCUGAAACACUGACUGGUUGGUUGGUUUGUUUUUCCUCGACAUUAUUUUCAAGCUGGGAAAUUCGUUGCACCUGACCCUGUCUCACUAACUGGCUUUUUUUGGAUGCCAAAACAAUUCACUGAACAAGUCCCAACCAGCGCUAAUCACUGCUCCUGCUGUCCAGCUGGGGAAACUGAGGCAUGGGGCAGCUAAAUGCCUUGCCUAAACUCAGGGGCAGAACCAGAAUAAAACCCAGGUCUUCUGACUCCCAGCCUGCUGCUUUAUCUCCUGGACAACAUCCAGAGCCUGGUUGCCCCACGGGGCAACGCUGCCCAUCAGAAUCCAUUUGUUUCUGGGGGGCAUCUCCACAGCUGGGCGGUGAAAGGGUUAAGACUGGAUGUGGGUGGCUUUGUUUGAACCACCCCCCUGCCAGUUGGCUCCCUGCGAGGGCUCAUUAAGCUAGCCCUCUGCCCCCCCUGCCCAGGAAGAUUAAUAAUUCAGGCGGACUCCUGAGAGCCAGUAGUCGCUCAGCUCUCCCCUCCCUCCCUCUCUCCUCCUCUUCUCUCUCUCUGCCUCUCCCCUCCCGUCUCCACCACUCACUGUGCAGCGGGGAUGGAGCAGGGCUCAGGAGCUGUCUAACUCGGCUGGGGGACGGGGCGCAGCCUCACUCGCUGGGGAGCAGAGGGAGAGACCCUGCUGGGCUAAGCCAGUAUCUGCCUGGGCUGGAAGAGGGGGGGACCACGCCGCACGGUUCUCCCUGCGUUCAGUUCAGGGGGCAAAGAGAGACGUGGACUUGGAGACUCUCCUGGGAAGUGGGAGAGAGCGACGGUGCGAUGGACCCCAAGGACCGCAAGAAGAUCCAGUUCUCCGUCCCGGCGCCCCCCAGUCAGCUGGACCCCAGGGCAGUGGACAUGAUCCGCCGCCGGAGGCCCACGCCCGCCAUGCUCUUCCAGAUGUCAGAGCACUCGUCCCCAGAAGAGGAUUAUUCCCCAUACCAGAGAACGCUGGGCGAGGGCCACCUGCUUAAAACAAAGAGGACCAACCCGUGUGUCUACACGCCUCCCUCUCUUAAAGCCAUGCAGCGCAUAGUGCAGUCGCACCUGGAGGCCAGCAGCGGCCUGGAGGACGAGGAUGCUGCCGAGCAGGAGGACAGCUCCGAAGGGGAGGCCGAGGACGACAAGUCGUGCGACCCAGACGACAUCGACUCCGAGAUCCCCGGCCCGUGUGAACUAGAGAGCAGCGUCGCUCCUGGAGCCCAGGCGAUGAAGGAGCUGCCUCUGGCACCUGAGGUACCAGCAGCCCGUCCCAAGCCAGUUCUGCCAAAACAGCACUCCGCCCCGGGAAAUGAGACCAAGGCAUUUGAACCCCGUAUCUCUCCAGCUGUCAUCAAAUCACACAAAAGGAAAGGUGGCCAGAAAGUGUCCUUUGCUGGCGGGAUAGCGGAACUCGGGGAUGAGCUGAACUCACUUGCUGAAUGGGAGAAACCUGAAGCUACUGAAGGAGACGGGACCAAGGCCCAGGAUCCGGAUCCAGGGCAGGACAGUCCUUCCCCGAGCGAACACAUCAAGGAGCGGAGACAUGUUGGCUUUGCAGAGAGACCUCCGCGCUCUGUGAACGUAGAGAACUGCUCCACCACCUCCCCGCUGGGAGGCACCAGUUAGCCUGGGUGGCGGAAGGAAGAUGGAGGAAGCCGUCCCACAGGUGGAACGCACUCAUCUUCCCGUUUCACGUUAUGGAUUCUCUUUCCUUAACAGCCUCAUUUACUUUAUUCCCCCCUCCCCCUUUCCUUUCUCAUCUUUCUGAUUUUCCCAUCACCUGCCAAUGGUUGGCUUGUUUCUGUUAAGUGAAUGUAGUGGUGGCAAAAGGUGGCAGCUGGACAGAUGUUUGAAAGUCUCUGCAUGUCCAUCUAGAUGAUAGAGAUGGGCAUGUCCUCUUGCCGUGGGGCAUCUAAUCCAUCCCAGGCCCGGAGGCUACUGCAAGAUUUCCCCUAUUCUCCAUUUACUAGUACUCUGUCCUAUCCGUCUAACUGUGCCAAACAAUGGGGCUUCCACCCCUUCGCUUAGGAGACAAUCGCACGUCCCAGUGCAGUACAGGUGGCAGCAAAGCAAGCUUCCCCGUGUCUUCAGCCCUAAAGAAAGGCCCUUCCUUUGGACCGUUCAGUCUUUUUGGUCCAUUCAGUCCUUGCCCUUUUUGCUUGAGCCUGCUAAAAGUGUGGGGGAGGGGCAAUUAGUGUCAGUGAUGGUGGUGCAGGGGAGGUGGAGACCCUGCCCACCAGGAACAGACCUGAGACUCACAAGUCUUGGAGUUGUUCUAGCAAGAGCUGCCCUAGGGUGUGAAAUCCUGGCUUGUGUGGAAGGGUUUGUGGGUGCAUGCACGUGCAAAGCUGGGCAAGAAUUCCUUCCUUCCAGCAGGGAGACGAUCUCGUCUUUAUCUCCACUGGUUUGUAUAUUUCAUUAAAGCAAACCAGUCCUUAGCUUCUCUGAAAGACCACAGAGCAAGAGAGGAACACGGGAGCAAACUCCAGCUCCACGUGGCAGGGGGAAGCCCAGUGGUACUAGGGGAGUGCUGAGCAGAGGAGAAAGCUUGAAGAUGAUUCCACCCACUAGCGCAUCUCCACGACUUUCAGCGGAGCGGAGUCUGAGUGCAGGGGCACCGAACACAGGGGAGAUAGGUCAGGUGGGAUUACUUUACAAUUAAAAUGUGAAAUGGCACUGGAGGGUUGAACAGAGGUGGAGCCAAACCAUAGUGUUGGUUCACCAGCCCUGGAGACUGAGCCCUCUAGUUUAUAUCCUAGGGCAGACAGGGUCAAACUUCCCCCACCAACGUGCCUCAAGCUCAAUCUGUAGCAAGGACCCUGGCUCGGAUCCUCAAAGUUUUGGAGGUACCUAAUUCCCCUAGAGCCCCCAUCUCUAGUGAGGACGAAGGCCUCCCACUCAAUCCUUGGCUUCCAGGCUGAUGCUGCCUAAGAAAAGAGGCCAGUCUGUGCCAGUGAGGGUAAUUUUUGUCAUGUGGCCACUUAUCUCCUGGGACCUGAGCCAAGAACCCACUAACUUGUUUCACAGGAGCCACCACACAGCUUACAGUGGCUAGUGGCUUGAGCUGGAUUUGAACCAGCCCCUUGGGUGGGAACGUUAACAUGGAACAUGCAAGAAGUUCCUGUUUGCCAAAUCCAGAAUGCUGUUUUCCAUGGUUAUAUCAUCCCUAAUGGGGACUACGAGCAAGAGGCAGCUUCUUAGUCUAGUUUAGGUCUCUCUCUCUCUCUCUGUACUCUUUGAUCCUGUAUUGAGCAUCGCCCCUUCCGUGCACCUCAUUGCGGUAAUAAAGCUUUGUAAA